CUUUGGCUCCGCCCACCCACUGCCCUCCCUCCUCCUCCUCCUCCCACUGUUCCCCCUAGAAGCGACCCGAACGAACCCGACCGGCGACGCCUCCACCACCACCGAGGCCUCCACCACGUAUUUCCCACAGAUUUCUGCAGGAAUCCAUCCAAUUUGCGCCCUCUCCUUUCCGCCCGGUCCAAUUCGCGUGCAAGUUUUGGGGGAAAACAGAGAUUUUCUCGCCUUUCGCUUUACCCCCUUUCCCUUUUGACCCCGCGCGGUUCUUCUUUUUACGGGCGCCGCCGAUCGGAAAGGCGCGGUCUUCUUCGUGGAUUUCGGCUCCGGAUUUGAUCUGGUUGAUGAAUGAUGGAUUUGCGGGACUUCUUUAGCGCGGUUUGAUCGGGGGCUUGUUCGGCCAAUCCGUUAUGAUUAAGCAAAUCCUGGGCAGGUUACCCAAGAAGACGGCCAAGUCCGGGGAGAAGGAUUUCGCCGGAGCCGGCUCGUCGUCCCUGUCAAGCCCCACGGCGGAUGCAAGAACCACCACAGAUUUGACCAUGUCUAGUAGGAUUGGCAAUCCGAACAAUUAUGUCACGAAUCCUGGGCAGAGUUACAGUAACAGGAACGCUGGUGUUGGUGCGGGUGCCAGCAAUGGUUUCAUGGCCCCGCCUGUGUAUGAGGCGCUCCCGAGCUUCCGGGAGGUGCCGCCUUCCGAGAAACCUGCCCUGUUCCUCAGGAAGCUCUCCAUGUGUUGCGUGGUGUUCGACUUCUCGGACCCCACCAAGGACGUGAAAGAGAAGGAGGUCAAGAGGCAAACAUUGCUUGAGCUGGUGGAUUAUGUCACCUCUGCCACCGGGAAAUUCCCAGAGUCUGUCGUGCAAGAGGUCGUCAACAUGGUAUCCACAAACUUGUUCCGGGGCCCGAACCCCGCCCCAAAGGAGAACAAGGUAAUCGAGUCAUUUGAUUUGGAGGAGGAAGAACCUGUCAUGGACCCGGCAUGGCCUCACCUGCAGAUUGUCUUCGAACUGUUCUUGAGAUUUGUUCAGUCUCCAGAGACAGAUGCUAAGAUGGCCAAGAGAUAUGUCGAUCAGGGUUUCAUUCUCAGGCUGCUAGAUCUCUUUGACUCAGAGGAUCCUAGGGAAAGGGAGUAUUUGAAGACAAUACUUCACAGGAUAUAUGGGAAGUUCAUGGUGCACCGUCCAUUCAUCAGGAAGGCAAUUAACAAUAUAUUCUACAGGUUUAUAUUUGAGACAGAAAAGCAUUAUGGGAUUGCAGAGCUGUUAGAGAUUCUGGGCAGUAUAAUCAAUGGUUUUGCUUUGCCACUCAAGGAAGAGCACAAAUCGUUUCUAGUCCGUGCGCUGAUUCCACUCCACAAACCAAAAUGCGUUAGCAUGUACCAUCAGCAACUGUCAUACUGUGUCACUCAGUUCGUUGAGAAAGAUUGCAAGCUUGCUGAUACCGUUAUAAGGGGUCUACUUAAGUAUUGGCCAAUCACAAAUAGCUCAAAGGAGGUGAUGUUUUUGGGCGAGUUAGAGGAAGUAUUGGAAGCUACUCAGUCAGCAGAAUUCCAGAGAUGUAUGGUGCCACUUUUCCGACAGAUUGCCCGCUGUUUAAAUAGCUCUCACUUUCAGGUGGCAGAGAGGGCUCUGUUUCUGUGGAACAACGAUCAUAUUGAGGGUUUGAUCAAACAAAACAGCAAGGUGUUACUGCCCAUAAUCCUUCCUUCAUUAGAACGAAAUACAAAAGGUCAUUGGAAUCAGGCAGUGCAAAGCUUGAGUCUUAAUGUUCGCAAAAUAUUCUUGGACCAUGACCCUGUACUCUUCGAGGGGUGCCUCAAGAAGUUUCAGGAUGAUGAAGCUCAAGAAGAUGCGGUGCGAUCAAAACGUGAUGCCACAUGGAAGCGCCUAGAGGAAAUUGCCUCGUCAAAUCCACAAGCAGGGAGGCCACAGGCAAUAGCUCAUCAGCAGGGUUCUUCUACCUAACCUCCUAGCUGACUUGCAUAUGAGCCGCUCUUUCUCAGGAUCAAGUUGAAUCGCUGACAUGAAUGCUCAUGGACGACUGCUUGCCUCUUGGUACUUGUUCCUAAACAUCUUACAGGCUGACAUGUAAAUACGACCUAGAUGAUGGACCGUGAAGCUUUAGUGCUGCUCUUGUGUUCUGUCGGUUGCGAGAUCAUGAAUUCAGUUUCAUCGUCGAGGGGCGAAGUAAGGGAGGCAAAUUACCCGUCCUGGCUUAUAUAAGGUGCAUGUGCUGCAACAGGUCUAUGUGCAGCCUGCAGCUCAAGGAAUAGGUCGAGUGGCACUCGCACUUGCUUGCCGGUGCUGAUUUUUCUGAACUGUAAUGCGUUAUGUAUGAACAACUUCUCGUCUUUUGUCUUUGUAAUAUGUACCGGUGUACAUUUGUUUGCUUCAGUAGACGUAUACACAAACCUGGAAGCAGGCAGAGGUUUUCUUUACUUUUCAAAAAUCAGCUUCUAGUAAA
Aegilops tauschii subsp. strangulata is the source of this 2457-nucleotide messenger RNA. Its product is annotated as serine/threonine protein phosphatase 2A 57 kDa regulatory subunit B' theta isoform. Gene Ontology annotation, biological process: signal transduction. Gene Ontology annotation, molecular function: protein phosphatase regulator activity. Gene Ontology annotation, cellular component: protein phosphatase type 2A complex. The record is from RefSeq and is a predicted model, not a curated record. NCBI's taxonomy places the organism in Eukaryota, Viridiplantae, Streptophyta, Magnoliopsida, Poales, Poaceae.